AUGAAAAUUAAUAAAGUGCUAAUAAUCCUUAAAACUAAAAAUUAAAAAUCAGAUGAUUAAUUUAACUAUAUUGAAGAUUAUAUUUUUGGCGAUCCCCUAUUGGUUUUGACAAUCAAAUAGACGAUGAAAAUGAAACAAAAGAAUUACUGUUUGCUUUAACUGCUGCAAUACAACUCUAUGAUAAUGCUCAUUAAUUUAAAAGGUAAAUUGACAAAACCAAAAAAGAUCCCUUAUUAGACCUAUAAGAUUUGAACGAUAUUAAUAUAGGGUUAAAAUUUUUUACUAUUCCUUUGCUUGAAGUAUCCUCUAAGCGAUUUACUAAUAGUUCUAAUUGUUCAAGCAAGUUCAUUACCAUGUAUGAAUUUUCAAUAUUCAGAAUCUCCUAAUUGUUUUUAUCCAAUAGCAGUAAUAUAUUUAGAGCCACAGAGCACAAUAAUUACUUAUCUACAGACUAUGAUGUUUCUUUGUUCAGGUUUUCAAUUAAUAAUUAUAGUUUUCACUUUUGAAUUUAUAAGUGCGCUAGUUAUCCUUCAUUGCCUUUAUCACAUAAGACUUGUUCGAAAUAAGUUGAUGCCAUCGUGUGCGCAAAGUGUAUGUAUGGUUUUCUUUCCUUCAUCGUCAAAUCCUUCCCU
Molecule: messenger RNA, 632 nt
Organism: Paramecium octaurelia
Lineage: Eukaryota; Ciliophora; Oligohymenophorea; Peniculida; Parameciidae
Source: the annotation of a GenBank genome assembly